Molecule: messenger RNA, 3138 nt
Organism: Varanus komodoensis (Komodo dragon)
Lineage: Eukaryota; Metazoa; Chordata; Lepidosauria; Squamata; Varanidae
Product: unconventional myosin-Ia-like
Exons: 27
Coding region: 1-3138 (1045 amino acids)
Biological process (GO): sensory perception of sound; actin filament organization; vesicle transport along actin filament
Cellular component (GO): vesicle; cytoplasm; plasma membrane
Molecular function (GO): actin filament binding; ATP binding; microfilament motor activity
Source: RefSeq, a predicted model, not a curated record
AUGGAGACCAUGGCAGUACUCGACACCGUGGGGGUUGGAGACCUGGUACUGUUGGACCCACUGAGCGAAGAUACUCUGUUGAAGAACCUGGAGGAACGCUUCCGACAUAAGGAAAUCUAUACUUACAUUGGGAAUGUGGUGAUCUCCGUGAACCCGUAUGAACCACUACCUAUUUAUUCACCAGAGAUCAUAGAGAAGUAUAAGAACUGCAACUUCUUUGCUGUGAAACCCCACAUUUAUGCCAUCGCGGAUGACGCCUAUCGCUCACUGCGAGAUCGGGACAAAGACCAGUGCGUGCUCAUCACUGGUGAGAGCGGGGCUGGGAAGACAGAGGCCAGCAAGCUGAUCAUGUCCUACGUGGCAGCUGUAUGUGGAAAAGGGGAGGAGGUGAAUCGUGUGAAGGAACAGCUGCUACAGUCAAAUCCUGUGUUAGAAGCCUUUGGGAAUGCCAAAACCAUCCGCAAUGACAACUCCUCAAGAUUUGGCAAAUACAUGGAUAUUGAGUUUGACUUCAAGGGUGAUCCACUGGGUGGUGUCAUCAGCAACUACCUGCUCGAGAAAUCCCGGGUGGUGCACCAUGUGAAAGGCGAGAGGAAUUUCCACAUCUUCUAUCAGCUCCUGGCUGGAGGCUCUGACCAGCUCCUCAAGCAACUGAGGCUGGAGCGAGACUGCAGCCGCUAUGACUACCUCAACAAGGAAGCUUCAAGUCUGCAGGGUGUGGACGAUGCAGCCAACUUCAGAAUCGUUCAGGAUGCCAUGAAAGCCAUUGGCUUUUCUCCAGAAGAAGUGAUGGCCGUGCUGGAAGUGACUGCUGUGGUCCUCAAACUGGGAAAUGUGCAGUUCACAGAGCAAUUUCAGGCCAGUGGGGCAGAGUCUUGUGAAAUCCAGAAUGAAAAAGUGAUACAGGAGAUCUGCCAGCUAAUCAAACUGAAUGAAGCUGUCCUGGAGCAGGCCUUGUGCUCUCGCACGGUGAAAGCCCAUCAGGACAAGGUGGUGACAAGCCUGAAUGUCUCACAAGGUUACUAUGUGCGGGAUGCCCUAGCAAAGAACUUGUAUAACCGGCUGUUUAACUGGCUUGUUAACAGAAUCAACGAGAGCAUCAAAGUGGAAACAACGGAGCGCAAGAAAGUAAUGGGUGUUCUGGAUAUUUAUGGCUUUGAGAUUUUUCAGAACAACAGCUUCGAGCAGUUCAUCAUCAAUUACUGUAAUGAGAAGCUCCAGCAGAUCUUCAUCCUGCUGACCCUGAAAGAGGAACAAGAGGAAUACGUUCGGGAGGGCAUUACUUGGACACCUGUGGAGUUUUUUGAUAAUACCAUCAUCUGCCACUUGAUAGAGGAUAACAAUGGUGGGAUCCUGGCCAUGUUGGAUGAAGAGUGCCUUCGCCCAGGGGCAGUGAAUGAAACCACAUUCCUGAACAAGCUCAACCAAGUGUUUGCAAAACACCAACGCUACGAGAGUAAAGUCACCCAGAACGCCAAGUACAUCAUGGAUGCCACCAUGUCUGUCAACAGCUUUCGUAUUAACCACUAUGCUGGCAAGGUCACGUACAAUGUGGCUGGAUUCAUAGAAAAGAACAACGAUCUGCUCUUCAGAGAUCUGUCGCAAGCCAUGUGGAAGGCCAAGCACAUGCUCUUGCACAGCCUCUUUCCUGAAGGAGACCCUGAAGAACCUUCCCUCAAGAGGCCACCCACUGCGGGUUUCCAGUUCAAGGCAUCUGUGAACACCCUCAUGAAGAACCUCUAUUCCAAGAACCCCAAUUACAUCAGGUGCAUCAAGCCCAAUGACAUCAAAAAGCAUGCUGUGUUCACAGAUGAGCUGGUUCGGAUGCAGGUGCGCUACCUCGGCCUGUUGGAAAAUGUGCGCGUUCGGCGGGCUGGCUAUGCCUAUCGGCAGGCUUAUGAGCCAUGCCUGGAGCGCUACAAAAUGCUCUGCAAGCAGACCUGGCCACAGUGGCAAGGAACCGCUAGGGACGGUGUUCAAACCCUUCUAAGCAGUCUGCCUAUUGACCCCAAGGAGCUGGCAUAUGGACACACGAAGAUCUUCAUUCGAACACCCUGCACACUUUUUGAUCUGGAGGCCAGACGCCAGCAGCGAGUCGAGCAGCUGGCCGCCAUGAUCCAAGCAGCCUUCCGGGCAUGGAAAUGCCGCAAGCGCUAUCAACAGAUGCGCCAGAGCCAGAUCCUCAUCUCUGCCUGGUUCCGGGGCGGUAUGCAAAAGAAGAAAUACACAAAGAUGAAAGCAUCAGCGGUUCGUAUCCAGGCCAAUGUCCGAGGUUGGAAGACACGAAAAGAAUACCAGAAGUGUUUCCGCUCUGGGGCCUCAAAGUGCAUCACCAAUUUUAUCUACUUCAGUCUGUUGAAGAAAUAUUUUUUGAGCCUGAAAAGCAAUCUCCCUUCUAUGAGAGUGACUGACCAGAGCUGGCCUCCUGUCCCAUACAAGUUUCUUGCAGAAACAGAUAAAGAGCUGAAGAAGAUUUUCCACCACUGGAGGUGUAAGAAAUAUCGGGAUCAGCUGCCACCCCAGAAAAAAGAAGCCUUACAGGACAAGCUCUGUGCUAGCGAACUUUUCAAGGGCAAGAAAAGUUUGUACCCCGUGAGCAUCCCACAGCCUUUCCGAGCAGACUACUUGGGUCUGAAGGAUAAUGCCAAAUACCGGAAGCUCCAGCAGGCCGCCGUCAGUGGAAAGCUGGUGAUGGCCGACAGAUUGAAGAAAGUGAACCGAGGUAACGGAAAGACACACAGCCUUGCUUUCCUGCUCACCAAGAGCCACAUCAUCCUCUCGGAUGACAAGGCUGAUCAGGCCAAAAGAGUGAUCACCCUGAGCGACAUCGACAGUGUCUCCCUGAGCCGCUAUUCAGAUGGGUUUUUCGUCCUGCAUAUCAAAGAGUCUUCCACAGCGGGCACCAAAGGGGACUUCCUGUUUCUCAGCGACCACCUGAUUGAACUGGUCACUCGGCUCCAUCAGACCGUGCUGGAGGUUACCAAGCAAAAACUGAAGCUCCAAGUGACUGACGAGUUUUCAGUGAGGUUUAAACAAAGCAAGAUCACAGUCAAUGUGAUGGCAAGAGCUGGGGAGCAGGGCACGGCGCCCACCUGCCGGAAGAAGGGCAGCCACAGAAUGGAGCUCUUGGUCCACUGA